AUGCCUCCAUCCUACCCUCCCAUGCCUUCAGCGUACGCCGUAAAAGUGCCCUACGAGAAGACCGCCCACCGCGUCCUCGCCGAAGAAGGCCGCAUCCUCUCCUACCUCUCCCGUUUCCCCGCGGCAGAGAGAUACCUCGUCCCCUACUACGGCCAAGACACACGCACCGACGCCCUCAUCAUGGGGUACAUGCCGUCCACGCUCGACAGCCUCAUCGCCACCGACCUCAACACACGCGACGAAACCGACCGCGCCGCCAUGCUUGCAGACAUCUUCCCGCACAUCGCGACCAACCUGCUCGACGGCCUCGCCUGGCUACAAGACAAGUCCUGCAUCCACGGCGACAUCAAGCCCUCUAACAUCCUCCUCGCCGUCAAUCCCUCCACCCACACACCGCACGCCGUCUUCGCUGACUUCUCCGCCGCCAUCUUGCCCUCGUUACCUGUGGAUGGUAGUAAAAAGACGAACAAACCGAUGGGCGGCGCAACGUGGGACUUCAUGGCCCCCGACCAAUUAACCUCCACGUCGACCCCUAGCUUCGAAGCCGACGUCUGGGCCCUCGCUAUGAGCAUCCUCAUCCUCGUCACCGGGGCCUCACCCUACGAGCGCGUCGCCCCGAACGCGAUUCUCAAGCGCGAAAUCCUCAAGCAGGGUGCGCCGCUGGACUACGUGUCCGCAGGGGAGAACGGCGUGCGGAGCGUCCUUCGGCUCGGCGCGUUGAGCAGAGGGCUGGGCUUCAAUUUCAAGAAGUGGGUUGGCAAAGUCUUGGUGCGGGAUGAGCGUCAAAGACUGGGUAUGAACGAGUGGAGGGACGAGCUGGCGGACGUGCUGAUGUAA
Messenger RNA from Didymosphaeria variabile, 837 nucleotides. It is a transcript of the gene MAP2K7, whose product is annotated as Dual specificity mitogen-activated protein kinase kinase 7. Gene Ontology annotation, molecular function: ATP binding; protein serine/threonine kinase activity. NCBI's taxonomy places the organism in Eukaryota, Fungi, Ascomycota, Dothideomycetes, Pleosporales, Didymosphaeriaceae. The transcript is spliced from 2 exons. Gene Ontology annotation, cellular component: cytoplasm. Gene Ontology annotation, biological process: protein phosphorylation. The record is from RefSeq and is a predicted model, not a curated record. Bases 1 to 837 code for a protein of 278 amino acids.